CGGAGCAGAUGCUGGAAUGAGAUGCCAAAGCAGCUCCCCUUUCCCCUGCGCUUUUGGGUGCCUAUAAAUUGCUCCAGCGCGCUCGGCAGCCUCCUCCUCUGCUGGCAGGUGGCACCGGGCGGGAUCCCGCUCUCCCUCCGGCUCCGGCGGCACCGCGGGCUCUGAGCGGCGUCGGGCAGCGGGCAGCGCGUCCUCGCUGAGCGCCGUCACCUCUGCGGGGAAAAAAAAAAAACAACAGCGAGCGAGAGAGAGAGAGAGAGAGAGCGGGGCGAUCGCGAGAGGAAAGGCAAGUUGCAGGGAAAGUUGACUCGGACUGGCACGGUGUGCAAAAAAAAAAAGUCGAUCGCCGGCGGGAGCAUAAAAGUGCGGCGGUCGGGGCGGCGGCGCCGCUCCCUCCACACCCGCCCGCGGCGGCCGCAGAGCAGCGCCGGACCCGCCGGCAGCGGGAGGGCCAAAGCCCCGGGAGCCGGGCUCGCUCGGGCUCGGCGUUUUUUCGGCUCUGAGGAGGUCCCCGCACAGCCAUCAAGAUUCUGUCCAAAAGCAGGCAGGAGGAUCGCCCUGCGCUGAGCCGGCUGGUGGGCAGCAGGCGGCGGCUGAUCGCGGCCGGAGCGCUGGGAGUGGUGAUGGUGCUGCUGCUCGUCGUCCUCAUCCCGGUGCUGGUGAGCUCGGCCGGCACCUCGGCGCACUACGAGAUGCUGGGCACCUGCCGCAUGGUCUGCGACCCCUACGGCGGCACCAAGGCGCCCAGCACGGCGGCCACGCCCGACCGCGGCCUCAUGCAGUCCCUGCCCACCUUCAUCCAGGGGCCCAAGGGGGACGCCGGCCGGCCGGGCAAAGCGGGGCCCCGCGGGCCGCCGGGGGAGCCGGGACCGCCCGGGCCGGUGGGGCCGCCGGGCGAGAAGGGCGAGCCGGGACGGCAGGGGCUGCCGGGGCCGCCCGGGGCGCCGGGGCUGAACGCGGCGGGGGCCAUCAGCGCCGCCACCUACAGCACCGUGCCCAAGAUCGCCUUCUACGCCGGCCUGAAGCGGCAGCACGAGGGCUACGAGGUGCUCAAGUUCGACGACGUGGUCACCAACCUGGGCAACCACUACGACCCCACCACCGGCAAGUUCACCUGCUCCAUCCCCGGCAUCUACUUCUUCACCUACCAUGUGCUCAUGCGGGGCGGCGACGGCACCAGCAUGUGGGCCGACCUCUGCAAGAACAACCAGGUUCGAGCUAGCGCCAUUGCUCAGGAUGCCGACCAGAAUUACGACUACGCCAGUAACAGCGUGGUUCUUCACCUGGAGCCGGGAGAUGAAGUUUACAUUAAAUUAGAUGGAGGAAAAGCACAUGGAGGGAACAACAACAAAUACAGCACAUUUUCUGGAUUUAUUAUUUACGCCGACUGAUAAUGAGUCAAAAGACCCACCCAAGCACUCUGACAAUGAAGCUCGUCCUUCUAAGCAAUGGAUUUGCGUGGCAAAAGUCAGUGAAACAAGCACCCCAGCAGAGAUUGACCGCUACACCUCACCAGUGGGGGAAUGUCGAAUGCUACCUGGUUCACAUCUGUACGACACAGAGAAACUUUGCGUUAAAAAAAUACAAAACAAGCUAAACAGAUGUGCGAUCCACUACCGCCAAAGCAAAUACUUCCUCAUUGUUAGUGUCCAUGUGAAUGAAGUCUUACAUAGAUCAGAUUUUUAUAGGAAACAAACAAACACAAAAAGACGCUGAGUUAUUUCUUCAGUGUAUAUGAUACUUUGAUGUGCUAUGAUCUUGCUGCUUUAUCCAUACUUCAGCUUUGGUUCUUGUGACUUACCUGCUAACAAUGAUGCUUGGAGUCCACUCAUAGUGUGGUGAGGAAUGAUUUUACAAUAAAAGGAAGAGGUAAUCAAAAUACA
This is a messenger RNA of Lagopus muta (rock ptarmigan), 1883 nucleotides long. It is a transcript of the gene C1QL3, whose product is annotated as complement C1q like 3. The transcript has 2 exons. Gene Ontology annotation, molecular function: protein binding. The record is from RefSeq and is a predicted model, not a curated record. NCBI's taxonomy places the organism in Eukaryota, Metazoa, Chordata, Aves, Galliformes, Phasianidae. Bases 624 to 1391 code for a protein of 255 amino acids.